Didymella exigua CBS 183.55 is the source of this 1146-nucleotide messenger RNA. Its product is annotated as arad-like aldolase/epimerase. Gene Ontology annotation, cellular component: cytoskeleton. Lineage: Eukaryota; Fungi; Ascomycota; Dothideomycetes; Pleosporales; Didymellaceae. The transcript has 2 exons. Bases 92 to 988 code for a protein of 298 amino acids. Gene Ontology annotation, molecular function: actin filament binding. The record is from RefSeq and is a predicted model, not a curated record.
CGCCUCAAUCAAUUUCUGCCUCAACUCCCGCACUUGCGCAGUCACCUCGUAACUCACUCACAGCUAGCUCCCUGCCUACGUCGAAGCCACAAUGGCACCUUCAGCUGUCGCCAUUCGAUCUACGUCCUCGCUCACGACCAAGCAACUCGUACCACAAAACGAGAACUCAACAAAGGAGAAGACACCCUUGCAAGCUAUCUCGCAGGGAGUCUGCUUGCCUGGCAUCCCUCUAUUUUCGUCGCAGGACAAGGAGCGAGCAUGGAUCCUCAACCAUAUGGCUGGCGCAUUCAGGGUCUUCGCUCGCAAAGGGUUCACAGAAGGAAUGAGCGGUCACAUUUCCGUCCGUGAUCCUGAAAACUCCCAUGCUUUCUGGACGAACCCUCUUGGCAGGCACUUUGCCCUGCUUGAACCGUCGGAUAUGAUCCUCGUCGAUUACGAUGGCAAACCAAUUGGAGGAAAUACAAGCCGGCCUGCGAACGCCGCAGGCUUCUUGAUACACUCGGCCGUGCACAAGGCGAGACCUGAUGUGGCAGCUGCGUGUCACACGCACGGCAAGGCAGGCAAAGCUUGGAGCACCUUUGCCAAGCCCCUCGAGAUGAUCAACCAAGACGUAACCUACUUCUACGGCGAGGCUCAGUCCGUGUACACUGAGUUCGGCGGCGUCGUAUUCAGCGAAGAGGAAGGCCAGCGCCUUGCGGCUGCUCUCGGUCCCAAGGGAAAGGGUAUGAUUCUGCGAAAUCAUGGCCUUUUGACCGUGGGAGGCACAGUCGACGAAGCUGCAUACCUAUACACGCUCAUGGAGCGUUCCUGCGAGAUACAGCUCAUGGUCGAAGCUGCAGCAGCCAAUGGCGUGGUGAAAGUGUAUGUCGACGACGAGGCUGCAGCAUACACUUUUAAGAUGGGCAGCGAUCCGGAGAGCUUGUACUGGGAGUUCCAGCCUGACCUCGAGUACGAGCAGGUGCACAGCAAUGGCGCCUUCGAAAUCUGAUCGCCGUCUUCUACCAUUCUCCAAAUACAAAUUCGCAUCGCGUUCUUGUGUAAACCUCCGUUCCCGCUUUUGAACUGCGCGCAUCUUAGAUGUCGCGGCCCUCUCCCUUGAUUCGCCCCAAACACCUGCCGUUGAAGACAGCCUGACAUUGGAGCCAA